Molecule: messenger RNA, 327 nt
Organism: Enterobius vermicularis (human pinworm)
Lineage: Eukaryota; Metazoa; Nematoda; Chromadorea; Rhabditida; Oxyuridae
Source: the annotation of a GenBank genome assembly
AUGUGCAACCUGUACAACGGCACUGUUGUCUCAAUAUUGUCAGCAGCAGAACAAAACUUCAUCGACAGUAAAGCUGUUGCAGGUAAAUACGCCAAUCCAAGAAAAGCAUACUGGCUGGGACUGACAAGAAACGGGUCUACCUGGCAAUGGACUGACGGUAGUCCAUUUUCCUACAGCAACUUCAGAGCAAUGCAGACGUUCCCAAAUGAGCAGUGUGUUAUGGUUGGCGCUAGCGAACCAACCGACUCGUUUUGGGAUAUUAGACACUGUAAUUUCUCUAAGGUACAACAACUAGUAGUCUGCAAGAGACGCAAUCCAGGUAAUUGA